Molecule: messenger RNA, 1527 nt
Organism: Fusarium musae
Lineage: Eukaryota; Fungi; Ascomycota; Sordariomycetes; Hypocreales; Nectriaceae
Exons: 3
Coding region: 1-1527 (508 amino acids)
Biological process (GO): transmembrane transport
Cellular component (GO): membrane
Molecular function (GO): transmembrane transporter activity
Source: RefSeq, a predicted model, not a curated record
AUGGCUCCUCGAAGUUCAAUCUCCAAGAGCGACAUUGAGGUUGGCGACCAUAAGCCAGAUCAUCUCGAAAACACCUCCGAAGCCAUCGAGAUUGCCGGUUUUCGUGUCUUUGGCUUGAGACCUGAAGAUGCCGAGUUCUACAACAGUUAUACAGAAGAGCAGAAGAAGAAGGUCUUCCGCAAGGUUGAUGUUCGACUCGUGCCAAUGCUUUCAAUUCUCUAUCUUAUUUGUCACGUCGACCGGGCCAAUAUCGGCAAUGCGAAGAUUGAGGGAAUGGUAGAGGAUCUGGGAAUGACAGGUGUUCAGUACAACACCAUUCUGUCAAUCUUUUUCGUACCUUAUGUUCUUCUUGAAGUUCCUAGCAACAUUCUUCUGAAGAAGUUCAAGCGCCCGUCGGUUUAUCUUGGUAUGCUAUGCGUCUGCUGGGGUAUCGUCAUGACUUGCACUGGACUUGUUCAAAACUUCGGUGGUCUCAUGGCGACUCGUGUUCUUCUUGGCAUUUUUGAUUACUGGUACCUUCCCAAGGACUUGUCUACUAGAAUAUCUUAUUUCUAUUGCGCGAGUGCUUUAUCUGGUGCCUUCUCUGGUCUCCUCGCAGCUGGUAUCGCCGAGAUGGACGGUGUUGGCGGUAUGGAGGGCUGGAGAUGGAUUUUCCUCCUGGAAGGCAUGGCUACAGUCGUUUUGGGUGUUGCCUGCUUCUUCUUCCUUAUUGACACUCCCGCUCUGUCUUCAAAAUGGUUAAAUCCUGAAGAAAUUCGAUUCCUCGAGCUCUCGAUGUUCAUCAAGCAAGGCGGCGGUUACUCUGGCGAAGACGAGAGAAAGGUGUCUUGGAAAGACUUGAAGAUGGUGCUCACAAACUGGAGAGUCUAUGUUCAGGCUUACUUCCUUCUGUGCCAAUCUGCUCUCUCUUACGGUACCAAGUUCACUCUACCAACCAUCACAAAGGCGAUGGGAUUCAGCAACACGAACGCUCAGCUCACCUCGGCUCCUCCUUACGUCGCUGCUGCCAUUUCUGCCAUUUGUUUUGCCAAGAUCUCGGACCGAUUCUUCUGGCGCAUGCCCUUCGUCGCCAUCCCCAUGAUCAUCGUUACAGUCGCCUACUCAAUCAUGAUUUCUCUGAACGGCGAGCUCGAAGCUAAGAAGGGAGUUGCAUACUUCGCCGUCGUUCUUGCCGUUGUGGGUAUAUAUCCUAUCCAAGCCGCCGCUGCGUCAUGGAACGCCAACAACAUCGCUCCCUCAUCAAGACGAGCAAUUGGUAUCGCUAUGAUGAACUGCGUCGGCAACGUCGGUGGUAUCGUCGGUAGUUUCAUGUACCUGGAGAAGGAGAAGCCUAAGUACUACACUGGAUUUGGUUUGUCGCUUGCUUUCGGAGGUACUGGUCUGAUCGUUGCCCUUCUCCUGGAGUGGAGCUACAAGAUUGCCAACGCUCGCAAGGCCAAGAUUGCCGAGGAAGCUAAGCGGAAGUACACUGAGGAGGAGCUGUUUGACAUGGGAGACAGGUCGCCAUUGUUCAAGCAUGUGCUCUAG